AUGUCAUCCGUGACAGCUGUAGUUAAACUUCGAGAGUCGUUCUCUUGGAACGUAUUAGAUUGGAAUUUUCCAAAUCCUUACUCACGUCAACAGGCUAUACAGUCUGGCGGUCUCAUACCAGAAAACGCUCUCCCAGUUGGUAUCGAGCGCUGGAAUAACAAGCUGUUUGUCAGCGUACCCAGGUGGAAGGCAGGUAUACCAGCCACCCUAAACUACAUACCCUUGGACGCUCCAUACGAUCCGUCACCGAAUCUAAACCCCUAUCCAAGUCUUGCUGGCAAUGAGUUGGGCAACUGUCAAAGUGGUCUAAACACUGUUUACAGGAUAAAGGUAGACAAAUGUGAUCGUCUUUGGGUUUUAGAUACUGGUACAUACGGGUACGAUCCCAAUGUGACAAAUUUAUGCCCUUACUCUCUGAACAUAUAUGACUUAAAUACAGAUCAACGUAUUAGAAGAUAUGUGUUCCGCCCUGAAGAUAUCGUCCCAACAACUUUUAUCGCCAAUAUCGCUCUUGAUGAAGGUAAAACAUGUGACGAUACAUUCGCGUACUUCUCGGAUGAACUUGGAUACGGACUCAUUGCCUACUCAUGGGAGCAAAAUCGAUCCUGGAGAUUUAGUCAUGGCUACUUCAUGCCCGAUCCUCUCGUUGGGGACUUCAACAUCGCAGGUCUGAAUUUCCAAUGGAGCGCUGAAGGUAUUUUCGGUAUUACAGCAUCGCCAGUGGGACCCGACGGAUAUAGGACCCUUUAUUUUAGUCCUCUAACAAGCCACACUCAAUUUGCUGUUUCGACUCGCAUAUUACGAGAUGAAUCAAAGGUGACUGGUUCUUAUCAGGACUUUAAGAUAGUAGGUGUGCGCGGUAAUAAUGGUCACACCACAUCUAAAGUAAUGGAUGAACUUACGGGCAUUGAAUUCUUUAAUUUAAUCGAUCAAAAUGCAAUUGGAUGUUGGAAACAAGACCUUCCGUACAAGCCACAAAAUAUCGGUGUGGUCGAUAAAGAUGACGUUGGUCUCAUAUUCCCAAGUGAUAUUAAGAUUGACCAAGAGCGCAACUUAUGGGUUAUGUCUGAUCGAAUGCCCGUUUUCCUCGAAUCCACACUAGACUAUAAUGACAUUAACUUUAGAAUUUUUAAUGCUCCCUUAGAUUCGUUAGUUCAACACACUGUUUGUGAACCGCAAACGCAGUUUCUGCCAGCUUUAAAUCAGUACUCACCAAGCGACAAACUGAUUCAACAAAAUCCAUUACCUUAUUACAAUAAUGGCUUGAGCGUAAAAGAAGCUCCUGAAUCAUACACAUUGUUUAGCUCAGGUCCAGCUACUCAAUCAGGUUUAAUAGAAAAAUCGAGCAUUUUCAAAACCCCAAUAUCCACAUCACAAAGCUACAUUAAUAAACCAAAGCAAAGAGCCAUUCCCUAUAUCACGGGAAGAAAUUACAAAUCUUCUUUUAACAAUCAGCAACCUUUGUGGUACGAAAAGGGUACCUAUGCAGUAUUUGAACCCUAA
Molecule: messenger RNA, 1503 nt
Organism: Arctia plantaginis
Lineage: Eukaryota; Metazoa; Arthropoda; Insecta; Lepidoptera; Erebidae
Source: the annotation of a GenBank genome assembly